Molecule: messenger RNA, 312 nt
Organism: Trichomonas vaginalis G3
Lineage: Eukaryota; Parabasalia; Trichomonadida; Trichomonadidae
Product: ankyrin repeats (many copies)-containing protein
Exons: 1
Coding region: 1-312 (103 amino acids)
Source: RefSeq, a predicted model, not a curated record
AUGAGCCAAAGUAUUUCUCUGAAUUUCGAAUACAUUGGUGCUCACAUCGAUGAUUAUAUUCGAAAUCAAAAUCUUUUUGAUACAUUCGAUCUCGAAGACAUCAAAACAAUCAUGAAAUAUUCCAAAUUAACCACAACUCAGUUCAUUUCUCUUCUCAAACAAUCAUCACCAACUAUCAGCGCCAACAAAUUAUAUAAAUGUACACGAAAUGCGAAAGUUACAAUCCAAAACAUCGACGAGGUCUUUUCAAUUCUUAAAUCAGUCAAAAAAUACAUGAAAUUCAAAGUAUUUGAUGGCAUCAUUGAUUUUUAA